CGUGGUGGAUGAACAUGGAAGAGUGCUUUCCGACUUCUCUCAACUAUCUCAGCUCCGUGUUCUCGGGUUGAUGGAUGUCAUGACCACUUUCCUUCCCAAUAUUCCCGAAGACUUUGACGAGCGACGUGUUCAUACUUCUAAGACGGAAGUUAACGGAAUGUCAUAUGACAUUGCCGACACUAUUGGGAGGAAUGGGUAUCUAACCACGCUCGAUCUCGUCCUGCCCGAAUUCAGAGGGAAGAAGGAUGAGGCACUGUUCGCAAUGUUUGGGCGUACUAAAGCUCUUCUCGGCAACAAUACUCUGUCGAAAUACCUGCAUGACAAUUACGCCUCUGUCUUUACUGAGCAGCUUCUUCAGCUGAAGAAAGACCAGAAAGGGGAGCGAAGGGAUAGCAUACUGGACGCAAUGAGGCACACAUUCCUGAAGCUGAACAGACAGCUCCAUGACAAGCUCUUCUCGCAGCCAUCUCGUAAGAUGUCCCAAGUCAGCGCAUCUACCACCGGUCCUUCUGGACCCGAUUCUUCUCACCUCCAACAGGGAGCCUCGGGCAUCGUGGUAUACAUGGUCGGCCGAACACUGUAUGUUGCUAAUGUUGGGCAUGCCCUUGCUGUCAUCUCGAGCCAAGGGAAUGCAGAACUUAUUUUCAAGAAUCAUGACCCUUAUGACCGGGAUGAGGCGAGGCGCAUCCGGUUCGCAGAGGGCUGGAUAUCAUCGACGGGCCUCAUCCAUAACGAGGUUAACAUGUCUCGAGCCUUUGGAUAUUUCCACGACUUUCCCGUUGUCAAUGCUCAACCCGACAUCUACUACGUUUGUCAGCUAACCGAGCUCAAUGAGUUCGUGAUCAUUGGCAACAGCGGAUUGUGGCAGUAUAUAUCCUACCAGACCGCAGUCGACAUUGCUCACUCAGAAGCUGACCCAAUGAUUGCGGCACAGAAGCUACAUGAAUUUGCCAUAAGCUAUGGUGCGGAUGGAAACACCAUGAUCAUGCCCAUAACAGACUCGCUUGUGGAUCCAGAGGUCUACAGCUCUAUCAAUAAAAAGAUGGCAGGGAAGAAAGCAGAUAUCGUUGAUCGCACCAUUGCUCACUUAGGAGAGGUUUCACCAGCCACUGGGCAUCUCUGCUUGGUAUUCACCGACAUUCGAAAUUCAACACAAUUAUGGGAAGCAAAUGCAGGCAUGCCCACAGCAAUGUGUAUUCACAAUAACCUGUUGCGACAAUAUCUUCGAACUUGUGGUGGUUACGUUGUCAAGACGGAAGGCAACACAUUCAUGUGCUCCUUUCCGACUGCCCUUGCCAUGAUGUGGUGGUGCCUCAUCGUUCAGCUGCAACUUCUCUGUGAACCCUGGCUGCUGGAGAUAUUGAAGUGCCCUAAGGGUAAAGAGGUGUAUGAUGAGCAUGGUCAACUUCUUGCAUGUGGCCUUUCAGUCUGCAUGGGCGUCCACUGCGGUACUCCAGUGUACGAACCAGAUCCUAUCACUGGUCACAUGGAUUACUUUGGGCCCAUGGUCAUCCGAGCCGCUCGUAUUAGUGGGCUCACGCUGGGUGGGCAAAUCAUGUGCAGCGCCAACGUCGUUCACGAGUUGAAUGCCAAGAUCUUUGAGAAUGGCCAGGACACGGAGUACUCAGAGUUUCAACCAACUCAGACCAUCAAGGUGAUCCGGCAAAUGCAGAUAGCCCUUGUCCCUGCCGGGGAAGUGAAGUUGAAGGAGCUGGAGAUUCCAGAGAUGGUUUCCCUCAUUUACCCAGCAGCCCUCUUAGGCCGCCAGGACUUAGAUGCGUCUGGGUCGCAUCUGAGCACAUCUACAUCCACAGCUCGAGUCCAGUUGAGCAUCGCUCAAGUCAGAAACUUAGCUAUGCUAUGCCUGCGUAUUGAGGCCCUGACCUCAGGCUGCAUCUUUUGUCCUUAUCCUGAACAGAAGGAGUGCCUGCCUGACAUUCCAUUGGAGCCUCUCUCCAACAAAGACAUCUUGGAGCCUUCGGUGAUGUAUGGUGAUCUGAACUUGCUUCUCCCCCCGAUGAACGAGAAAACAUCUGAUCUUGAGAUCAUGAUGCACCUGGAUUCACUAUCCUUGUGGCUUGAGAACGCUGUUGCGUGUCUGGCUCUCAAAAACUAUCUGACCAGUCAUCCACCAUCGUGACAGCUCUAGAAGGCCAUGAGGGUAUUGACGAACAGACACUUCAUUUAAUAACUUCGUUGUUAUCUUGCUGUUGACAUUUU
Suillus subalutaceus is the source of this 2220-nucleotide messenger RNA. RefSeq names its product phosphatase 2C-domain-containing protein. Lineage: Eukaryota; Fungi; Basidiomycota; Agaricomycetes; Boletales; Suillaceae. The transcript has 2 exons. The coding region runs from base 71 to 2140 and encodes 689 amino acids. Gene Ontology annotation, biological process: intracellular signal transduction; cyclic nucleotide biosynthetic process. The record is from RefSeq and is a predicted model, not a curated record.